Messenger RNA from Scheffersomyces coipomensis, 5093 nucleotides. RefSeq names its product Srb9p (gene SRB9). Gene Ontology annotation, molecular function: transcription coregulator activity. The record is from RefSeq and is a predicted model, not a curated record. Lineage: Eukaryota; Fungi; Ascomycota; Pichiomycetes; Serinales; Debaryomycetaceae. Gene Ontology annotation, cellular component: mediator complex. Gene Ontology annotation, biological process: regulation of transcription by RNA polymerase II. The coding region runs from base 1 to 5031 and encodes 1676 amino acids. The transcript has 3 exons.
AUGUCAGAGGCCCAUGCUUCAGAUAUAUCGACUCAUUUUUAUAAAUUGGGUCAUUUAGGUAAAGUCAAUUACUAUAUUUAUACCUCCACUACCAAUAAUGAUCAAUCUUUAUUAGAGUUAGAAUUGACAAUUCGUUAUGAACAUCCAAAGUUAUUAAUAACUUAUUAUAACAAAAGUUUAUAUUAUUUCACUUUCAAUGACGAUUUGAUUAUUAAACAUGAAUCCAUUGAUGAAAAUGAUGAAGAAAAAAGUAAUAAAGAUAAACCAUUGGAUUUGGAGAAAGCGUACCCCAAUCUUCAAUUAAAGCAUUCAAGUACAGUAUUAGCAGAAAAUUUAUCUUAUCCCCCAAAAUCAGGAGUUGGUGUUGAACCCACUGAUGAUUUCUUACCCUUUGCCAAUAUAAGUUUCUUAAAAGCUGUUAAAAAAAUGGUAUUUUUCAAUCUAUCAACUCAAGGUAUACUUAAAUUAUUUGGUAAUCAUAGUGUUUUAGUUACAGAUUCAAAACGGUAUACUUUGAUAUAUAUGGAUCCGAUAUUAUUAUCUAAUGGAGAUUUAUUACUCUCCAUUAUUCAAAAGGAAUCUACUAAUCUUUUUGAAUCAUCAAUUAUUGAACCUGAUCAAAAUGGUGAACUUACCAUCGAAUCUAAUUUUGUCAUUUAUCUUGUUCCAAGUGGGAUAAGAUGUCAUUUAUUCGACCCUACAGAUUUAAAUAAAAACUUCAUCCUGAAGAAAAUAACUGAAAAUGAUAGUUUACUUCAUUUAUUAAAACUUUGUACGGGUAUUGAUUAUUCAAAUGAUUCUGAAUCAGAAAUAACUUGGAUUAAAUUAGUCCCCAAUUUAAAACAUCUAAAUAAUCAAACAUCUCCUAUCUCAAAGUUCAUCCAUAGUGUCGAUAAUAAAAAGUUUAUACUAUGGCCAUGGAACUUAUGUUUAUUACAAUUUGGUAAAUAUGAAAAACAUAAUUAUGAUAAUUUGAAUCAACUUCAACAACAACAUCUUCAAAAUUCAAGUGACCCCUUAUCACUUAUUUCAGAUCUCCUUGACUUUAAUAUAUCUCGAAAUCAAUCUCAUCAACUUCAACCUCAUCAACCUCAACCUCAAAGUACUCAUCCUUAUAGUAUUUCCAGUGUAGCAUCUUCAUUGGGUGGUGGUAUAGGAUCAGUUGAACCUAGUACAAUACUUGAACAAGAUCAACAAAAAGAUCUCAUGGAAAUUCAUGAUAUCACCACUCCUAUGGUUCCUGAAAUGUUCCCUAUUCCAAAUCCUGAUGCUAGCUUUUUCAAUAAGAAUGAUAAUGUAACUGCUAUAGACUUUGAAGAAGAUAAUAAUUAUGAAAAGAAAGAAGAUGAUGAAAUGGAAAUUGAUGAUUUAUUUGGGGAUGAUACCAGUGAAAACAAUAUGGAAACGAAAACUCCUAAAGAAUUGGAUGAGGAAAAUGCUGGAGACAAUAUUAAUUCUAUUUCAUCUAAUGAAUCAAAAAAGAGAGAUGAUUUUCCAUUAUCGAUUGAUAAUAAUGUGGCUCAAGAACUUGAUGAUCUCUUUAAUACAUCCAAAGAUAAUAAUAGUCAAGUAUCAAAUGGUCGUAAUAAUUCAAUCAAACCUUCAAGCUUUUCUUAUAUUGAUAUUCCAAAAGAUCAAAUGACAAUCAAACGUUUAAAUACACCAGACUAUGAUGACCCAGGAGCACCUUUACCAAUAAUGCCUACUCCGAAUAUCACUCAUACUACAUCUGCAUAUCCUACAAAUCCUCCCACUGCAGCACCAGUUAAUAACGAAUAUCCUGGCUCGGGAGAUGAUAAUAAUAAGCCAUUACCGCAUCAAUCUCAACCAUUGACUCAAAAAUCUGUAUUUUCCCCAAUUUUAUUUAAUCCUAUCAUUAAGAGUAAUAUCGAUACCAAGUAUGGUAAAGGUGGGAAGUUUUAUGUGGAUAAAGAAGUAUCAGUUGAUCCUGAUACUGAAAAUAAAUCAAAAAUGCCGAGAGCAACAAGUGUAAGUGGGUUUGAUAGGCCUUCAAGAAAAGAUAUUCUUGAAGAUUAUAAAUUAUCUCAAUUAGAAAAGUCAGUAGUCAUUUCCGAUGAUUCCCAAUCAUCAGCUUCAGAAGAAAGUGAUGAAGAUGAGGAUGAAGACGAAAUCAUGAAAUCACCACCAUUAAAAUUAAAUACAAUGAAUGAAUCAUUCACAAGUAGAGCUAAUGCCACUAUAAAUGGUACCUCUGGUAUUCUUGGUGUACCUGUUGGAAUUACCAAUUCCAAUGAUAGUAGUAAUUUUGGUCCAUUAAUCAAUAAUAAUGAUAAGAAUCUGCUUGGGUUUAGUAAUUUCAAUACGGGAGGAUUUGCAUCACCAAAUACAACCAGUAUAAAUAGACUUCCUUUGUUAAAGAUUGAAUCUCCAUUUGCUACCGAAUUACAUCAAGCUAUUUCUCCUAUGGAUUACGAUCGAGUUAAUUCUCAAAAUGCUCAACAAUUCACUCCACCCCAAAUAACGACAUCAAGAAGACUUAGUGCAUCGGAUGAUUCAUUAAAGAGUAUAUCAGAAUCGUCCAACUAUUUACCCUUGAUAUUGAGAAAUAUUAACGUCUCAAGUGUUCCUAAUACAUAUUAUGUUAACAAUUUAGUAUCAAAGAAUAUCCUCACCAAUUUCAGUAUUAAUGAUGAUGAGAAUGAAAAUGAUUUGGAGCUUGUACAAGAUAACGAAAUGAUUGUUAAUAGAAGUCAUAUCAAUGAAUUAUUGGAUAUCUUAGUUCCUAAUUUGGUAUUUGAUUUGAAUCAAAGUAAAUCAACCUUGCCAACUGAUUACUAUGUCGAUAGUUCUUAUAUUUUUUCAUUUGAACAUAAGUUUUUCGAAGUAUUUCCUUACUCCUAUAGAGUACGUCUUUCCGAGUUUUUAUUCGAUUAUAAAGAAUUGGAAACUACGGAUGAAUUGGAUCGACAACUUGGAUUUUUAGAAGGUAUCACAGACGACGAUGUUGAUGUCUUGAAUCCAAAAGCCCAAUAUAAAAAAUUAAAGAGUUUAGAAUGGAAUGGUAUCUUAUUCGACGAUAAGACACAGAUAAAUUUCGAAAAGUAUAAAGUAAUCAUUGAUAAGCUUAAUUCAAAUGUUCUCAAAAUUGAAGAUGUUUAUUUCAAACUUCCUCCAGUUAAGACUAAAGUCUUGAAGAAUAAUAGUAUUGUGAACUUGGAUAGUUUGGGAUUAAAUUAUUGGAAAUAUUUAAAUUUCAGUCCUAUUAAAGCAGAAAAGAACUUUCAAAUUCUUUUGGUUGCCGAAAAUGAUGGAAGUAGAUCAUUUAUGGAUUCGUUCUUGAAUAUGAUUAUCCACAACUAUAAAGAAUGUAAUUUUGGAACCAUUACUAAAGUUAAUCUUUCUACUGUUGACACUAGACCGGAUCUAGAUAGUAUUACUAACGGGGUUUUUCUUGUGAACAGAGAAGGUGAACAAUCAUAUAAUGAUAUUUAUGUUCAACUCAAUAAGAAAUUGAAUUCACUUGUUGAACUUAUUAAAUUGGAUCUUAUAAACAAAACAAAUAAUUUUGAAUUUGACAGACCUUUAUUGUUGUUCUUUAUCAAUUUUAAUGAAAAGAUGAAUUCAUUACUUCAAAUCUCCAAAAUUCUUAGGAAUUUCAAAGUAUCCUUGACAAAUCAUCAAUUACCACUUGUUCGAGUUUUUACAAAGAUAAUCUCAGGUGAUUUUAUGGCAAAGAAACAAAGAAAUCAAAGUAGAUUGAAGAUAUUGUCUAAUUUUAAAUUAACCAAACUUUCCAUGAAUUUAUAUAAUCAAUGUCCAAAUGAUUUGGCUAAUAAAGAACUAGUAAAGAAUAACUAUACAUUACUUGUUAAAGAACCACCAACAAAAAUUCAGUUUAAGUUUAUAAAUGCAAAUUUUAAAGAAAGCAAUUUUAAUGAUGAUAUAUUUUUACAUUUAGCAUAUGAGAGGUCCAUAGAUAAGAAUUGGUUUUCAGUAGCUUGGUCAGAUCCUUUAGGCAUGGUAAGUUAUUCAAAGUCUUGGUAUUGUGCUUCUUCUCAAGAACGUCCAAGUUCAGAAGGGACAGCUCAUGAUGUUGCUGGAAUAUGUGAUCAAAUUUGGGCAAAAUCAAAUGAACUCUUUAAAAAAUUGAAUGAUGAAUUUCAUUCAAAGUCAAGUACACUUGGAGGAAAGAAGUUUUUGGUCUUAACAAGAGUUAAUAAUGUGAUUCCUGAUGAUGAAUUAGUUCAUUGGAAGAGAUUAAGUGUCAAGCAUAAAGAUGUUUCAUUGAUUGUUUUAUCUGUUAGUAGUUCACCAAAAUUGAUAUUCCAAAAUGAAUCAAUAGUUCAAUCUCAGAAACCAGAUAUUGAUAUCCAUUCUGGAAUUACAAACUCCAAUAUUAAUAAUUUCAAUCUGCAAUUUCAAAGCUCGGGUUCAGGUAUAGAUAGAGAAUUCCAUUUUAGAGCUCCAAGUUCUUCUAAUAAUGCUUCACCAAAUACAAGUCAAAGUAACUUGGUUACCUCACCAAAUGGUUUAACAUUCCAUUCACCACAACAAUUCUUAAAUGCUCCAGGAAACUUUUUGUCGCCCCUGGAACUUUUACCAUCGCAUAAUUCUUCCAAAUUUAAUGAUUCGGAGUAUUUAAUGCAUGAAUUAGGGUCAGAUAUAGUAGGUAUUGUGCCUCGAUUAUCAUUACCUUCAUUUAACUCCCCAACUCGUCUUGGUAUAAAAGUGGGGUAUUUGUUAAAAGAAUUGUCUUCUCCAAAAGCAACUUCUAAAUUAAGUGAUUAUUUGAUGUAUGAAGUCACUUUACUUAGUUGUUCUAAUUACUGGGAUUUGGACCUGUUAAUGAAGUUGCUUUUGAAUCAAUAUAAGAAGCUUAUUACUUUAAAUGAGAUUCUUGGUUUAAGAGAUAUUGAUGGAAACAUAGUUGGACCUCAACUGGACAAUUACACCACUGAAGCAACUAAGACGGAUCGUCUUAAUUUCGAAGUAAAAGGAUUAGUUCCAUGGCAUAUUUCAGCAGUGACAAAGACAUUAGACUAUUUAGUGCACAUAUAUGUAGAAGAAUAGUUAGGGACUGUAUAUAGUGGUAUAUUUUUUAAAUUUACAGUUUACGUAAUAUUUUUUCCAGG